UAGGUGACUGAACCACUUCAAGCAGUAGAUCAACGUCAGCCUCCGCAAACCGAAGAGGCCGCAGUUCAGACGCAUACUUAUCAACGCUGGCCCCUGCUCUGUACGCCAGAAAGCGAAGCAAACUCCACAGCGUAUUGUCUGUCGGGUGUCCGGUCCGCCACGCAAUCUCUUCUAUGAUGCCUGCUGUAUCGCCUAUCUCCUUAUGCCGCCCUUUUGCUCCUAUGAACAGCCUGACCAGUCGAUGUGCACAUUUAUCAAGCAGCUCAGCCGAUACUCCGGUUGGCUUCAUCUGCCGCACGCUAUCGUCAAGCAUCCGCUUCAGCACCGUGUGCAGCCUACCAAUCGAGCGUAUGGCUAGUGCGUGCGUCAGAAACUGCGUGUAUGUCAGAUAUACGGGCUGUGCAUGGGCCCAAGCUACUUUCUGCUUGACGUGCAGCUUUGUCAGCCGCGUCUUCGCAGUCCCUCGCACGAUGCUCUUUGCGAGCGGUGAUCGGUUAGCGGCAGCUAUGGAUGCGAUCCGCCCAUGCACACUCGUUGCUGGUACCAGUGCCCGCGAUAGCCGUUGCAUUUACGUGAAAUUGGCAGGCGUACUGAGGGAAUUUGGAAAAAGGAAUGUACGAGGAGAAGAGCAGGAAACAGACCGAUUCAUGAUCUAGUUCUUUUGGCAGCCAAUGUAAGCAGGCUCGGCUCAGUCCCCUUCGGCUCGGACAUCUUCAGACACUACUACACGGCUGGUCAUGUCGGGCAUGAUGUACAUUUGCACACCUCUA
Linderina pennispora is the source of this 770-nucleotide messenger RNA. RefSeq lists its product as uncharacterized. The transcript has a single exon. The record is from RefSeq and is a predicted model, not a curated record. Lineage: Eukaryota; Fungi; Kickxellomycota; Kickxellomycetes; Kickxellales; Kickxellaceae. Bases 177 to 656 code for a protein of 159 amino acids.